AUGGAUCUCUUUGAUGUGAUCGCGUUCAUUUUCCAUGCAGUCGCCGGUAUUCUAGGACUCGCCUUCAACUGCAUCUUCAUCGCGUUGAUUGCAACAAAAACGACGCGUCUUUUGAAACCUUAUUGGUUCGUUGAUCCACUAAAACAUAACGCAAGUGUAAAAGGUCUGAGAAAUUCUCUCACGCUUAAAAUUUUGGUCAAGGAUCAGGUCUCAACUAAUUACCCUUGUUCUCAGAAAAAGGAAAAGGAUACAGCUUUGGGAGGGAAAAGUUGUCAAAGAAAGGUCUAAGAAAUACGAACUCAGUAAUGAGGUCUAAUUAAUAUUCUAUUUGGGGGGUUUUUUUUUUGGAAGUAUCAAAAAAGAAAAGCUUGCGGGAAUACAUAUUACUUAAAAAACGUGCCAAAAAGUGUAUUCAAAUGGAAAAUUAUUUUUGAAGGAUUCUCCUUUUCAACGUCGCCGUCACGGACCUGGUCCUUUGCACAUCACUGGGACUCAUAAUGACACGGUUAUUAUUUCACUUUAUUUUUAUAAAAAUUAGAAUUUAUUCAGGAUGGUGGUUAUUGGAGAUAGCCUAGCCUACAUUUUUCACGGCCCUUUUAAAUACAUUGGCCCCAAAACUUGCUUCAUAAGUAAAUUUUUAAAAAGUGACUUCUUUUGAAAGUUUCCAUUUUCAGCCCAUUGCAUCAUGCUUCAUGGUAUAAUCCACUGCAUUACCCUUACCAUAAUCUCCUUUGGAUACCGACUUUUUGUGCUGAAACAUCCAUCGCCGAGCUCUCGAACCCUUUGGAUUAUCAUAGCCCUUUGCUACUUUCCCACUUUUCUGAUGCUUGUCCGUUUUUCCUUUUUUAUCCGAUUAAAGGUGUGAAAAUCUUCAGGUAAUUGUCACCUACACACUGGAAACAGAUCCGGCUGUAAUCGAAAAUAUGGCAAAACAGAGAAACGACAUCGAUUGGGCAAGUGUAUCACACGUCUUCGUAAAGUCCUCCAUUACGACAGCUCAAGGAAGUGAGAAAAAAGAAAAGUUUUAAACCAUCAAACUCGUUAUCUAAAAAGCCCGAAAAGGUCUUAGAAAGAAAUUGGAGAGUUUCGAAAACUUCUUGUAGACGUGUUUUUGAGAUCUAUUCUUGUGAAAUUAAUAUAGUCUGUUUGUCGACACAUAAAAAUUUUCGCGUGUCUGCGUCUCUCUGAUCUCUCACCGGCGGGAUAAGAAACAUGAAAACAUGAGAUAGUCGUCGAGAGACGAGGAGGCCGCAAAGAAAUCCCGCCCUUCAAAAUUCAAGAAAUUCGGGAAGAGGAAUCUAGAAAGUUCUCGAAGUCUCAUAAACUCCAUCAUCACAGUUUGAAACAGUUUGAUUUUUCUGCGCUCUCCUGCUAUUUUCAAGCUAUCGGUCAGAGAAAAGAGAGCACAGAUUUGAACAAUAAAAAAGAAGUUACUUUCUCUUUUUGGCAUGUUAUUUUCCCGGUUCUCUGACCUCGCCAGACAGGAAGACGCAGACACUCUAAAACUUCGUUUUGUCGAAAAAGAAGUCCCCUCAGCUGUCUUUUGAUAAGUUCCGAUUCUCGGCAACGAGAGUCGAACCCGAGUAUUAGAAUUGAGUUCUAAGAGAGCUAGCCACUAAAACGUCAGCAUGGAAAACUACCUUUCCGGACGGACUGUCUAUAAUUUCCGAUAUUUAUUUCAGUAUGUACCACUUAUUCCUUCAUCAUCACAACCAUUGGCGUCUUCUCAGUCAUUUUCAUGAGACGGAAAGCGCAUUCGAUUCUGAAGAGAGCCGAUGAUUCUAUGAGCGCAACGACCAAAAGGAUUCACAAAACUCUGAUGAAGGUUCGUUUUUUGAAAAUUUAUUUACUCAAGUACUCACUCCGACCUCGGUUAUACAAACGACGGACUUUAUUAAGCAUUGCUAGUGAUAGUAGAGUCUACCACCCGCGCUCAAAGUAGAUAUUCUCUGAAAAAGGUGUUAUUUUGGCAUGAUAUUUAGAAAAUUUCCUUCUAGUGAUGAAUUUAGUAGCUUCUUGUUAAUCUUUUUCAGGCUCUAGCCAUUCAAGCCUCGCUUCCGCUUCUGAUGUACAUCGCAGAAGUCGCCUUCCUCUACCUGUACAUCCUCCAAGUCCAUUCGUCUCUAGUGGAGAACUUGGUUUUCCAGUUCUCAAUGCUUCCUCCAGUACUCUCCCCAAUAAUGUCCAUAUACUACGUUCAGCCCUAUCGGUUUGUCAACUCAAAAAAGUGCUGCAAUAGCAAAGUUUUUCAGACUAGGGUUGAGAGACUGGAUCGGAAGUUUGAGGAAUUUCGGUCGAAGGAGGGUUGAAAAUAUCGUUGCUGCCACGAAAUCAAGCUCCAGCGUGGUUAUCGGGACUUCUGAAACUUGGAGUUCAACACCUAUAUAAAAUAAAUUUCGGUUAUUAAUUAUGAAUUUUUGAUUGAUGUAAUAAUAAAGAACUUAUCCAUGCUUAGGUUUUGAAGACCCCAAUACGAACAGAUGCAAGUCGUUUCGUGGUCGGGCGCGCUCUCAAAGUGAACAAAAGCUCAAAAAUUAGUUUUAGUCUGAACUAAACACGUUGCAAAGCUGUACUCUCAUGGUUGAGUUCACAUUAAUCUUUCGAAAAUUUAUUUUUAGGUUGAUAACUUGUUUUUUGGCAUAGAAAUGGCAUAGGAGCACCUAGCAUAGAAUUUCGUUUCCGUAUCAAAGUUCGAAAAAAAGGAAAAGUUACAUAAAAGAAGAGGAAGAACCUUUUGUGAACAUUCUCUUUGUUCCCAUAAAUGGCAGUAAAUCCUUCGAGCUUUCAUACCAACUCAAUAGAUUUAUUCUCACUUCUUUUCCUUUUUACCUUGACCAUUCUUUUCAAAACGUACUAAUCUGACGUUUUUCUAUCCGGAAGUAAUUCUUUAGGUUACUCGCCAGGCUGUCACCCUAGCCAGUCUACUAACACUUCUUCCCAAUACGGGAAAAAUUUAACUACAACAGCUUUAUUAUUGAUAUAAAAUUCUCUCUGAAGAUAUUCCCACAUUAAUUAGUCAUAGUAUUUUUAAUUUCAUCGCUCCACUUUUUCUAGCAGACGUCUCUUUUUUUAUAGCUUUUAAUAAUUAAAAAAGUUUUUGAUUAUCAUGUCUCGUGAUUUAAAAAUCGUUUUUUUAAUUCGACUAAUUCCCACUUUUCUCGUGACAGCUCCAUUUUCCUUCUAUUUUUAUAUAAUAUCCCUUCUUCUCUGUUUCACAGCAGCUUUAUAAACUUUCUGAAACAAAAAAGGCUCAUUCAAAAUCUAAAUAAGACCUUGAAAACCUUUAUGUAUUUUGACAUGGGGCGCAAAAAGAUCGCCACAACUCUCUCUGACACACACUAUUUCGUCGUUAUCUAGCUGCGAGAAAUACUGUAGAUCUGAGAAAGAGUUGUGGCGAUCUUUGGCGCCGCAUUGUAGAGUACUUGUAGAAUAUAAUUUGGUGACGUCUCUGCUCUGAAAUCGGUCUCGAAUUUUGCGAAGGAUGUUUUUAAAAAAUGUUAGGGUCACUUCUGACGUCUUUUCUUGAGUAAUUCUAACCCUGGCCGUGGGAUUUUGCUCUCAUUAGUUUCUAGUUUUUUGAGGUUUUCGGUCUUCCAAUAGUCUCAGUUUUGGUUUCUUUUUUGGUAGUCCCCAAUGACCAAUAACUUAGCUUGAUUAACUUUCUUAUGAAGCAUUUUAGACCCUAAUUUUGGUUUCCAUCAUCAGCAAUUAUGCUAAUAAUUUGCUUUUCCAAGCAAGCCCUCUGGUUUUUCCGUUCUUUUCAAACUAAACACAUUGGAAAUUUCUAUAAGACUGAUAUUUGACUAUAAAUAACUUUCAAGAUGAAACAACGCUUAAUUUUUCUCAGCAAAAAUGAAACAAAAAAGGCAAAAGCCACUUUUGGAAAAUUCAAAUUCAAAGAAAAAGUGCAUGAAAUCAAAACUUCUCUGAUCUCUGAUAUUUCGUUUCACUCUAAUUGAACAAUCAUGCUUGGAAAAACUUGAAAAAGUAAAAAAAUUAUCUUCUCUGUUUUUAUAGAAACGCGCAAGUCUUUUUAUGGUCGGGUACGCGCUUAGAAACGCCAGAGUGGUACCUAGAGAGGCAACUUCAAAGGCUCUUGUAGGAGACCACUGUAGGGACCACUCUAGCUGUAAAGGGGCUUAUGGGUCAGACCCUGAAUCCCUAUAACGGCCACCAGUGAACACUAUUUUUCCACUACAGGGCUUUUUUCCUUAGCCCCUUUAAUGACCACUCUGUUGCGCUUAAGUGCUCUUAAGCUUAUAGAAAAGGUACUAAACUACACCUUUUUUUUCCAAAAUUUAAUGAACCGAUGAAUUUGUCAGCGUUGGACCACUGAUCAAAACAACAAUCUUUCCGUAAUAUUUUUUUGAAGAUGUGAGAAAAAAGCCAAGGCGGGGCCGAAAACCUUGUUUUUCGAAUAUUUCAAAUGGAAAUAAGUUCGUCUGUUGUUCUGAAUGCCGGAUAUGACAUCGUACUUUUUGGAGCUUGAUAUUCAGAUUAUUUCAUCUCGUAAGCGUCUGUGUCCUUUCGGUUCUAUUCACUCAUUUCCUAGUUUUUUAAUCUUGUUUGCGAAUCUUCCAAAUGAUACUCGUUUCAUCUAUGAACUCACAAAAAUGCAGAAACUAUGCUCAUCCUCCUCUAUUUUCAAAUCUGAUGGGUUCCUUACUUAAAUCUUGAUUGCACAGUUUCCAAAAGCUAAUAUUUUUUUUUUCUGAAACUUCGAUCAUUCUCUAUUUUUUUUUAAACUGAGGGACGCAAAAGUGGUCCCUUUAGGGGCUAGAGGACAAAACAGCCUUCCCCCUAGGAGACAAAAAAAACAAUCCUUAUAGUGGUUGAGGAUCCCACCCAAGCAUUUCGCAUGGAUGGAUGCUUCUUCCCAUAGAGUUCAUGAACGUAAACGGCUAGCAUAUCACUCAUAAAACGAUUUUUGCAAGCUUUAGUGGUCUACAUAGAGGUUAAUAAAGUUAUGGACCCUAACGUUACCCCUAAAGUAACCACUCUGAAAUUCCUGAGUAGUUCCUAAGAUUCCAUUCAUUUCCAGAUAAAAAAUGGACACUUUCGAGGAAAUUUCCUGGUAUUCGCACGCCCUCGCAGCCAUAGUGGGAAUCUUCUGCAACGGCGUCUUCAUCCUAUUAAUUUUCUUCAGAACGACCCGGCCUUUGAAACCUUAUUGGUCAGUUUCCGAAGUCGAUGAGUCAGUUUCCCACCCCUACGAAGAAUCGAAGAACAAGGAAGUGAAAUUGGCUGAAACAAAGAACAGAUUUUAAGCUAACUGGAAAAUGUUCGAAAAUUAGAGAAAUGUACAGCUUGUAGUUUUAGAAAGUAAGUCAUCGCUCGUGGUUUGCUUUUCCAGCCACACUUGGAAUGGCUCACAAGGUUGAGACGAAUAAAAAAAAAGCCGUUGUUUCUGUCAAAGAGCGCAAGUCGUUUUGGGUCGGGCGAUACUCAAAACGCCGCCUUGCAGCCAUUAAGUGAUUAGCCAUUCUCAAAAAAAAUUAGCGAACUACGGUGGUUUACACCUGAAAUGGCUCCACUGCAAUAGCUGCUAUUUUUUUUCUCUCCUAUGAGUCAUAUGACGUCCAGCGCAAGUAGUUUUGGGUCGGCUGAACCGAACGUCUACGCGCAAAGCCAUUCCAAAUGCGAUCAUGGACUUUUAAGUUCAAAUUUGAAAGUUUUCAGGAUCCUUCUCUUCAACGUCGCUCUGACGGACUUUGUGAGCUCUGCAGCUUUAGGGGUUGUGAUGUCGAGGUUUUACUUUCUUCAGAACCGAUUCAAAAGUUGUGGGAAAAUUUCAGAUUACUAGUGAUUGGCGACAAUUUGGCGUACAUCUUCCACGGACCUGGAAAAUAUUUCGGCACCAAAUUGUGCUUUCUAGGUUCAUUUUUCAUCGUUUUGAAGGUUUCCUAGCUAAAAAUUUCAGCCCACUCGAUCAUGCUCCACGGCCUGAUCCACUGCAUCACCCUUACCAUAAUUUCCUUCGGAUACCGACUUUUCGUGUUGAGACACUCUUCGCCGAGCUCGCGAAACCUGUGGCUGAUAAUUUUGUUGGGCUAUUUUCCAUCUUUUCUCAUGUUUGUGAGUUUGUUUGAAGCCUUGAAAAAGAGAACUGAAAAGGAGAAAAAUGGAGUAUCGGACUCAAAAAGAGUUGAUUUUUCAAGACCAUUUCAAAACCCAGAAACAGGAAGCAACCGGUGACAUUUUUUUAGUGGGAAAGUUAAUUUAAACUUCGAAUUUCGAGGUUUUAAGCCAAGAUAUUUCUUUUUUUUUCGAGGUUUUCCUCACGCAUUUACUGAACUUCCCUACAUUCAUUCCGUUCAUUUAGUGCUACUCCGUGAGAAUGAAACAUUUUGAAAAAAUUAAGAAAAAGUCAAAAAAAAAGUUUCAGGUGACUUUCAUGUGCUCCCUGGAAACCGACACUAGAGUAAUCGAAACUCUGAAAAAACAACGAAGCGAUAUCGAUUGGAACGUCGUUUCACACGUUUUCCUAACCUCCGUCUAUGCAAUACCUCUUGGAAGUGAGCAGAAAAAAAUUCGGAAACUUACAAUUUCCGAAAAAUUCCAGGCUGUUCUUUCUAUCUGUUCAUCGUAACAACAGCCGGCUGUUUUUCGGUGAUUUUAAUCAGGAGAAAAGCGAAUUCGAUCCUGCAAAGUGCCGAUAAUUCGCUGAGUGCAACUACGAAACGAGUUCACAAAACUCUGAUGAAGGUUUGUGAGACUUACGGUAUUAUUCGUACUCAGGAACUUUGGAGUGGUCCCUAGAGGAGUUCAGAGGGAAAAACUGCCCUUAUGGGUACAAAAUAGCGCUCUUUACAUAAUGUCCACCUAUAAAUUUGAAUAAACAACUUUUUCCCGGCGAGAGUUUUGGCAUUGGUUAUUUUAUAAUAACGACGAUUACACAAAUAACGAAACGAGGAAAAAUCUACUUUGAAAAAAAUAAUAAAUUUUUUUCAAGAUUUGCAGAAAAAUUUCUUUUUUUGUGAUCCCCAAAAGUCCACUCAUAAUUUUUUUGAAGUCGCUUCUCUAGGGACCACUUCUGCGUUCCAAAGGAGAUGAUCUAGAACUUGAAAAAAGAUUUGAAAGUUAGAAAAAGAAGUAAAAUGAAAUCGAUGAAGAUUUCUAUGCUCCAGUGCCUACUUUGCAAGUGCGGCGCGGUUUCUUGGAAAAAGACCACUUUAGGGAGAUCUCUGGAGAAAAGUUAUACUGCCAAUGUGUUUGCAGAUGUUCGUCAAGCUACAGUAACGAUUGCGCGAAAAUUGAAGUUUUUAUUUAACAGCUUCUGAUUUUUUUUUUCAAGUACUUAUUCUGGCUCUAUGAAGAUUUAACUUCAAAAAUAAUAAUGAUUAGAUUUUUUCGGAAUUUAUCUAUUUUCUUCUUUCGAAAUAGUAAUUUUUUAAAUUUCCAGGCUCUUGCAGUACAAGCGUCCCUUCCCUUCCUCAUGUACAUCGCCGACCUCAACUUUUCCUACUUAUGCCUCUUCCAAGUUCAUUCUUCUCCCAUCGAAAACUCAGUUCUCAUGCUCUCGAUGGUUCCUCCAGCUCUAUCUCCGGUCAUGUCCAUCUACUACGUUCGACCUUAUCGGUUUGUCAGAGUUUGAAUCUAAAGAAGUCAAAUAAUCACUUCAGAGUGGGGCUGCAAGAAUGGGCGAAGAAACUUUUCGGAGUUUCUUCGAAGUUCGGACGGAAGCCGAUUUACUCAAUUAAUGCACUAAGCACCGUGAAUCCAGGCAUCAGUAGAAGUUUCGCUUCGGAAAUGUGA
Molecule: messenger RNA, 7755 nt
Organism: Caenorhabditis auriculariae
Lineage: Eukaryota; Metazoa; Nematoda; Chromadorea; Rhabditida; Rhabditidae
Source: the annotation of a GenBank genome assembly